Molecule: messenger RNA, 375 nt
Organism: Plenodomus lingam JN3
Lineage: Eukaryota; Fungi; Ascomycota; Dothideomycetes; Pleosporales; Leptosphaeriaceae
Source: RefSeq, a predicted model, not a curated record
AUGGCUGCGAAGUACUCCCGCCGGCCGAGUUAUCUCGAAGCCCCGUUGUCACCUUCGAUCAUACCCGACCUGGCGAUAUUGCCCCGACCCCUCCCAGCUGAGAAGCUGCCGUGCGGCCAGCUGGUGUCCAAGGCAUCCAAGUAUACACCCAAAGUCCUUGAGGACCGCGACUUCGACGACGUUGGCACACGUUGGUACAAGGAUGUAAUCUUCUUCAACGGCUCCACCGGUCACUUCACUGAAUCAUUCGGUGGAGCUCACCUCGUCCAAAAGCCUCUCGAUAAGGACAUGGAAGCGGGCACCAUUGAAGCCGAGGAGCAACACGUGCGCAUGUUGAAAGAUGCCAAUGCUGCCUUUCAGAAGCUGGCUUCGUAG